Messenger RNA from Capronia coronata CBS 617.96, 4452 nucleotides. RefSeq lists its product as uncharacterized. The transcript is spliced from 5 exons. Lineage: Eukaryota; Fungi; Ascomycota; Eurotiomycetes; Chaetothyriales; Herpotrichiellaceae. The record is from RefSeq and is a predicted model, not a curated record. Gene Ontology annotation, molecular function: GTP binding. The coding region runs from base 1 to 4452 and encodes 1483 amino acids.
AUGGCGUCGGAGGUUCCACCGCUACGUAUCCAGAAGGGCAGCAAUGGUGCCUCGCCAUCCAAGCUGCCCCGAGUAACCAAUCGCCCCUUGUCAGAGUUGAGUCCUAUGGCCAUUCGUCGAAACUCUCCGAGCUUCCCUCAAGUCAAAGGCAAGUUGUUGGCCACCGAAACCUCUCCAGCCGGAUCGUCUCCUUUCACAAACACCUCGCCCCGUCUGUUCUGGCAGGGACGGGAUCCCAACUCCCCUGCCAGAGAAGUCCACCACGGAUUCGAAAGUCCCCCUCCCCCUCCCCCUUCUGUCUCUCCAAAGAAACGAUCGUCGAUUGAGAAUCUCAAGAAGGCUUCGCGGGUCAAGAACAGCAGUAUGUUCGCCAUUGAGCAGAGCAAUCGCUACGACCCCACGCGUCCGGCGAUUCUUGACGGGCGUCCGCAUAGCAUGCAAUACUCCCGACAACAAUCGCCUUUCCGUGGGGCCGAUGCGAUUCGCAAAGAAAACGUCGCUCCAUCCAACAGAUAUAGUUCUCCCGUGCAGACUCAGAUGCAGCCAGAGCACAAAGACUCGACAGCCAUUGUCGCACCUCUGUCACCAAGCAGAUUCAACACUUCACCUGCCAAAUCAUCGCUCUCCAAAAAGACCGGCGCGGGAUUCAGACGGAGUGGGUUUGACCCAGAGAAAGGCAUCUGGGAAGAUGAGGAUGACAUUGAAGGCAAACAGCUUCCUGAAGGUCGGGGCUUGCAUCGCCAUCACAAGAGCGUCACCUUUGACCAGGCCCCUCCUCAGGUCAAUGAAUAUGAAAUGACGACGCCCGCGCCGUCCGAGUCCUGUGCUUCUGGAUCCCGAGAGGGUAGCUACGACACUACCGAGGACGAUGAUGAGGAAGAAGAACCAAGUUUUGAGCGAGGGUCGUCCGCCGACCAUGAUGACAGCUUUGAUGCUUCGUUGGAAGAUACCGCAAAGACCCCCGUGGUGCUGCCUGAAGAUUGGCGCUUCAUGAGCCCUGAAACCGCCAACACCGCUUUGGCUCGUCAUGAUGAGGAUGUUUUCCAAGAAGACUGCGGGAGUCCGGCUCCUUCUGCUAAGCCCAGCACCAUGGCAUCUCGCCCACAUCAAACCAGUGCAGGUUCCGUCGACUCUGACGGGCACGUCCGUCCGCUUCCACCACUUCCACCCACAGGGGUUCAUGGCCACUCCAGGGGUGAGAGUCUGUCCGGCGCAUUUGAACGAAUGAGUGUCGCCCAUCGUUCUCUCCCGACACCGCCCAUGCCCGCGGGGAUUUCCAAAACUGACAUCCAGAAGAUGAGCACCUCGAGCUCUCUGUCCGUCGAGGAUCGACUCCGCCUGAUGGCCCUUCAGGACCAAGAGAGAGAACGCCGGCUGAGGAGAAUGGGAUCCAAAGAGUCCAGUCCCGUCCGCAGUGCCAGUGCGGAGGACAUCUCGGUCGAUCACGGCGAGCCUGGUCCGGAGAUCAUUGAGUCUGGAGACUCUACACCGCAGCUUUCGAGGGCGUCCAUCUUGUCUGGCCUGCGUGACCAAGACAGCCGAGAAAGCAGCGAGGAUGUGUCUGAGGCUUCGGGCCACCGAGGCCGAUCUCCACUCGAUCCAGACGUUCCAAUCCCGUCCCUGGAGGAUCCCACUCAACCUCGCAUCAAGGAGGAGGAGGACCUGCAGGAACAAGACCUGUAUUCCAUUGCAGACAUGUACAUUGGCCGUGACGGGUCGGAAUCGGAGACCAGCGCCAACCAGGACGAUGAUCUCACGAGCCAGUAUUCACAAGCCUCUCUAGCUGUGGCACCUCCAGCUACUCAGAACGAAGGCCAGGACACCCCCAAGGCUCAGAGCCCAGUGCCAGAAAGAAUCUCGAGAGCUGCGGAGUCUGACCAUCGUGUGUCCUUGCCUGAGUUCCCUGACUUCGGCAGAGAGGAUAGCUUCGACAUGGGCUUCGGCCCCUAUCUUAUCAAGAAGGAGGAGAAGGUACACACUGCCGUCGUAGAUCCACCAUCAACGGACCUCCCUGAUCUUGCGGCGUUGCGCCAGUCGAUCCAGCGCUCGUACACCCCUGAUGUUCAGACAAGACGGCAGCACAGCCCACUGAGACUGGAGCUGGACAGAGCGACCCCCGGAACUCCAAGCUCGGUGGUUCAACACUCCACUGCAGACUCUGGAUUCCCGGAGGAUAAGGACAUGAACGCGCCCGAGGCAGGCGCUGAUCCGGAAGCAGAGAGUGAGCGAUCGGUCUCCCCAUCUGAGACGGGAUCUGUGGUGGUCAAUGGGAAACAGGCCUCCCCCGUCUCACCAAUCUCGUCUGAUUUUAAUCGUGAAGCCGAGUCUCCCGUGUCUGAGCCUGCGGACAACACAGGGAGUGAGGAACUACGUGUCACCACCGAAAGUAAGCCAAGGGAAAACAAGCGAGUCAGCAGCUUGGUACAGUUGGACAUCCCAUAUGACGAACUGGAUGAAGGUCUCGGAUUGGGCCUGGAGAAGGAGUUUGACCGCGUUGUAGAAGCCCAAAAGGUACAGUUCGAACUCUCGUUGCGGCGCCUAUACUACCCUUUCAACGGACGUUUCCCAUCUAGCGAGUACCCUGACACGAAGGGCUCGAAGGUUGCGAACCCCCUGGAAAACAUCCCUCUGCUACCCAAGCCCCGUGGAGCCCGCGCUCUACCGGGCAAAGACGCUCCCGUUACCCCUGCUGCAUCCCUUGAUGAAGACUCAUUUGCUAAUCGAUCCGCCCACCGACAGAGAGGUUAUGUGAUGCGACAGAACACCAAGAUUGUCGUUGCAAGCGAACGUAUUGCCGUGGAGGAUGAAGGCAAAUCCCCCGUCCUUCCCAGCGCGGAUGAUGAGAAUUCGCUAGCACCGCCGAAUCUCCCGCCCAACAAGGUUCAGCCGUCUCCUCGCAAGACAAGUCAGCCCACAUGGAGCACCGAACCCUGGAAUGGUAAGAUCAGACGGAAGAGCAUUCGGGUUGGCGGUGAGAAGGCAGUCAGCAAGAGGAAACCACCAGUCGAGAGUGCUGUCCCGCCUCUGCCGGGCCAAGCAAGCAAUGCCCAAGAGAGUCUUGAGUCAGUGGUAGAAGACGAGCUCGGAGAGGAAGAGGACUGGGAGGACGGCGCCGAACGUGGUCGGCUGUUCGUCAAAGUUGUCGGUGUCAAAGACUUGCAGAUGCCGUUUCCUCGACAUGAACGUACCUACUUUGCUCUCACCCUCGACAAUGGGCUGCACUGUGUGACGACUGCUUGGCUGGAGCUUGCUCGUAAAGCGCCAAUCGGACAGGAGUUUGAGCUGGUCGUUCUAAAUGAUCUGGAAUUCCAACUCACGCUCCAGAUGAAGUUGGAACAACCAAAGGUUGAACGACCCCAGUCUCCUUCCAAACCACCCCCCUCGCCCAAGAAGCAGGGCGCCUUUGGCAGGUUCUUUGGUUCGCCAAAGAAGAAAAAGGAACUGGAAAUGAGGGCACAACUGGAAGCCCAAGCUGUGCGAAGACCUGUCACGCCACCGUCGGCAUACGAAAUGGUACAAGGUCUCGUUGCAAAGGACGGUUCGUUUGCUCGUGCUUACGUCGCCCUGAGCGAGCAUGAGAAGCACGCAUACGGCAGACCGUACACGGUUGACAUUACCUGCUUCAACGAAUGGGCUCUGGAAGAGGUAUACGUCGGCAGUUCGAGGAGCAAGAAAGGAGUGACACAGCUGCGACGGCGUCCACCGUAUGAAAUAGGCAAGCUUGAGCUGCAGCUGUUGUACGUGCCCAAGCCAAAGGGGGCCAAGGAUGAAGACAUGCCCAAAAGCAUGAAUGGUGCAAUUCGGGCACUUCGAGAUGCGGAAGACCGGAUGCAGCAGCAGGCCAAUAUCAAGAGCUUUGAAGGCUACUUGAGUCAACAAGGAGGCGAUUGCCCGUACUGGCGACGACGAUUCUUCAAGCUUGCCGGCUCCAAGUUGACCGCCUUCCACGAGACCACCCUUCAACCACGGGCGACCAUCAACCUUGCCAAAGCCACACGGCUCAUCGAUGACAAAUCCAGCCUCACGCAAAGAGAGAUUCCCACCAAGGGUGGCGGUCGACGUAAGAGUGGGUUUGCCGAGGAAGAAGAAGGAUACAUGUUCGUGGAGGAGGGCUUCCGGAUUCGCUUUGCCAAUGGCGAAGUUAUUGACUUCUAUGCCGACUCUCCAGCGGAAAAAGAUGAGUGGAUGAAGGUCCUCUCAGAGGCGGUCGGCCAGAGUGUCCCGGGAAACUCUGCUCCAGUCAAGGGCUGGGCCGAUCUGGUCCUCAAGCGAGAGAAGAAGUUGCAGGCCGAAGCAUCGACGCCUUCACAUUUGCCGAGACCCAGCGCGGGUCACCUGCGAACAGAGACUUACCAUGCCGGGGCUGGCAUCAGUCAGACCAGUAGUCCGGUCAAGUCGAGGAGCGGCCACCACGAGGGCUAUCAUCGGAAGACCAGAAGUAUGCACGCGUGA